Molecule: messenger RNA, 893 nt
Organism: Loxodonta africana (African savanna elephant)
Lineage: Eukaryota; Metazoa; Chordata; Mammalia; Proboscidea; Elephantidae
Product: olfactory receptor 7E178-like
Exons: 1
Coding region: 51-893 (280 amino acids)
Biological process (GO): G protein-coupled receptor signaling pathway
Cellular component (GO): plasma membrane
Molecular function (GO): G protein-coupled receptor activity; olfactory receptor activity
Source: RefSeq, a predicted model, not a curated record
UCCUUCUGGGCCUCUCAGAGAAUCUGGGACUGCAGCCCCUCCUCUUUGGAAUGUUCCUGUCCAUGUACCUGGUCACUGUGCUUGGGAACCUGUUCAUUGUCAUGGCCGUCAGCCGUGACCCCCACCUCCACACUCCCAUGUACUUCUUCCUCUCCAACCUGUCUUUGGCUGACAUUGGUUUCACUUCCACCACAGUCCCAAAGCUGAUUGUAGACAUUCAAGCUCACAGCAGAGUCAUUUCCUAUGCAGGAUGCCUGACUCAGAUGUCUUUUUUUAUGCUUUUUGGAUGUUUGGACAGUCUGCUCCUGACUUCAAUGGCCUAUGACCGUUUUGUGGCCAUUUGUCACCCCCUGCGCUACCGAGUCAUCAUGAAUCCCAGCCUAUGUGGCUUGCUGGUUUUGGCGUCCAUUUUCAUCAGCCUUUUGGUCUCCCAACUGCACAGUUCAGUGGUGUUACAAGUUACCUACUUCAGGGAUGUGGAAAUUGCUCAUUUCUUCUGCGACCCUUCUCAGCUGCUCAGCCUUGCCUGCUCUGAUGCAUUCAUCAAUAACAUAGUAAUGUAUAUUAUUGGUGCCAUGUCUGGUUUUCUCCCGAUUUCAGGGAUCCUUUUCUCUUAUUCUAAAAUUGUUUCUUCCGUUUUGAGAGUCCCAUCAUCAGGUGGGAAGUAUAAAGCCUUUUCUACUUGUGUAUCUCACUUGUCAGUUGUUUGCUUAUUUUACGGAACAGGCCUUGGAGUGUACCUCAGCUCAGCUGUUUCAUCUUCCCCCAGAAAAGGUGCGGUGGCCUCGGUGAUGUACACUGUGAUCACCCCCAUGCUAAACCCCUUCAUCUACAGCCUGAGGAACAGGGACAUUAAGAGAGCCCUGAGGAGGCUUCUCAGCACAGCAGCCUAA